This is a messenger RNA of Platichthys flesus (European flounder), 2027 nucleotides long. RefSeq names its product radical S-adenosyl methionine domain containing 1 (gene rsad1). The coding region runs from base 156 to 1535 and encodes 459 amino acids. Gene Ontology annotation, cellular component: cytoplasm. The transcript is spliced from 9 exons. The record is from RefSeq and is a predicted model, not a curated record. Gene Ontology annotation, molecular function: coproporphyrinogen oxidase activity; 4 iron, 4 sulfur cluster binding. Lineage: Eukaryota; Metazoa; Chordata; Actinopteri; Pleuronectiformes; Pleuronectidae. Gene Ontology annotation, biological process: porphyrin-containing compound biosynthetic process.
UAACCAUAGAUAUCUAUGGCUAUAACAACGUAACCGGCUACUUGUGUGGCUACUUUGGCCACGUGGUUGUCAAUGAAACGUGUGACGAUCGGAGGUGAUGAAGUCAGGCACGUGCAGUGAGGAGCCACGUGAUCGAGCGAUGAAGGACAAACUGGAUGAGAAGUGACGACUGGAGAAAGAAAGAAAUGAAUCCUGUCACCAGAACCAUCGGACUGACCUUUCCCGCGGUCAGACGCGCCCUCUCCCCCGCUCCGCGCCUCCUGUCUGGCGGACAAGUAACUGAGGACGUGUUUGAAGGACCAGGACUUCCGCCUCUCACAGGGCAAGCGUCUCUCUACGUGCACUGGCCUUACUGCCUCAGGAGAUGCCCCUACUGCAACUUUAACAAGUACAUACCCAGGGAGGACAACCACCACAUCAUGACUGAGUGCCUGCAGCGGGAGGCCGAGACGCUGCUGCAGCUCAGUCAGGCGUCCAGCAUCACCUCUGUGUUUUUUGGCGGCGGGACCCCCAGCCUGGCGCAGCCAUCCACCAUCGCCGCCAUCCUCGAAACUGUCUCCAGGCAGGCGACUCUGUCGGACGAGGCCGAGGUCACGCUGGAGGUCAACCCCACUCCUGCAGCAAGGUCAAAGUUGAAGGAUUACUGCCGCGCCGGGGUGAACCGCUUCUCCAUCGGGGUCCAGUCUUUGAAGGAUGAUGAUUUGAAAAUUCUGGGAAGAGACCACAGCUCCCUUCAGGCUUUGCAAACCAUCGAGGAGGCCCGGAGGCUGUGCCCGGGGAGGGUGUCGGUGGACGUCAUGUUCGGACGGCCCAAACAGAGCGUUGAAUCCUGGGAGGAAGAGCUGUCCGAGCUGCUGAGGGUGUGCGACGACCACGUGUCUCUGUACCAGCUGACUCUGGAGCGAGGCACCCAGAUGUUCAAAAUGGUGCAACGAGGGGAAGUGACGGUGCCAGCUGACGACGUGACGGCGGAGAUGUACCAGUGCGCCAGGAGGACUCUCCACCAGAAGGGCUUUCUGCAGUACGAAGUGUCGAACUUUGCAAGAAAUAAUGCGGCGAGUCAUCACAACCAGAGCUACUGGAAAGGACGGCAGUACAUCGGCAUCGGCCCAGGUGCACACGGGCGCUUCGUUCCUCUGGGGGAGGGAGGGGUGUCUCGGGAGGCUCGGACCCAGACUCUCGAGCCUGACGGCUGGAUUCGUGAAGUCCGACAGAAUGGACACGGGACGCGUAGGAGGGUUCAGCUCGGCCAUCUUGAACUAUUGGAGGAGGUGCUGGUGAUGGGGAUGAGAAUGACAGAGGGCAUCGAUCACAAGCACUGGGAGGUGUUCAGCCCUCAGAUGGGACUCCAUGAAGUCUUUGGCGCAUCCACCGAUGUCCAAGAGCUGCUACAGCGUGGACUGCUGAUUCUCGAUGAAAGAGGCCUGCGCUGCUCCUGGGACGGACUGGUCUUACUGGACAGCAUACUGCCAUCUCUACUGGUUGAGCUACAAACCCAGAGCCUCCAGGGGCCACAAAGGGACCACAGCCACUGAAGACCUCCAACCCAGAAUGAAAGUAAUGUUAACAGAGCAGAUGAUUUUGGAGAAAGCUUGUUUGUGGGUCAAACUGACAGGAAGUGCACAAACAGGUUUAUAUUAAGCCGAUCAGUGAAACAGUGGAACGUGUCAAAUUUAAGUUUAAUGCCAGAAUAUUUUUAAUUCCUUAUUUAACGCUCCACAUGUACACUGUGUUUUCUUUGAGUAGUUAAUUUUGAUGUAAUGAAAACUCAGACCAUCACAACCUCACCAGUGUAACUGACACUGAAACCUGUCUCAUUAAAUCGUUUCCCUGUAAUCUAAACUCUCGUGGUUAGAGCUUAUUAUUACAGUAUACGUUUUAUUAAUAGAUAACAAUGGUUGAACAUAUAAAUCAAUACAACGCUCAUGCAAUUGUUCAAGGUCAGUGAGGAGGAUUACAUACUGCACAUUGGAUCUACCUCAGAUUUGUAAAAUGUUUCUCAUUAAAUAAAGAUGUGUUGCAUCAGA